AUGCACUUUAUUCUCACAGCCACAUCCUCGAAUAUCACUCUUCAUGCGAAGAAUCUUCAUAAUACAAGCAGGGUGUCCAUGAUUUCUGCGAAUGACUCUUUCGAGCCAAUUCUCAUCAGUACCCGCUUUCACCCAGAAACCGUCGAAUUCACCUUCCUACGGCCCCUACCCAAGGGACAAUACCUGCUCACUAUCGGUGAAUACAGCGGCCAUUUCACCGACGGCUCUACAGGAGUGAUUCAACGGAAUCAGAAACUCUUCACCACCCAUCUACAGCCGAAUUUCGCCCGACAACUGCUACCAUGCAUUGAUCACCCGUCUGUGAAAGCUGUGUUCAGAGUCACUGUCAUUCAUCGAGUAGGCACACAGGCUCAGUCGAACACCAUUGCCACGGAUGUCUCUGUGGUGAACACCACAUGGCAGAAGACCGUCUUCGCUCCGACACCACCACUUCCUGCCUAUUUGGUCACUUUCUCGGUGAUGCCGCCCAGCUAUCAAGAGCUUGAGCGCCAGACUUCGUUUGGCGUCACCGUACGCGUACAUGCGACGACGCUCGCGACGGCGCGACGAGUUCUCGACACGGCUGUCGCCUCGUUCGAAUUACUCGCAAAUAUCAUGGAAAUUCCACUACCGCUGAAUAAGGUUCAAUUUUUCCAUAUAUAA
Ostertagia ostertagi is the source of this 663-nucleotide messenger RNA. The record is from the annotation of a GenBank genome assembly. NCBI's taxonomy places the organism in Eukaryota, Metazoa, Nematoda, Chromadorea, Rhabditida, Trichostrongylidae.